AUGGAAAAACAGCCAAUCGCUUCAGCUCCACCAGAAUAUUAUCCAAUUGUGGUAUGCCACGUGGCAACAAUUAUUUAGAUUAAAGAUUGACUUUCAGCAACAACCACUUCCAUGUCAAAUAAUUGUAGUUCAACCAAACAAAACUGCUCCAAAAUUUGAAUCAUAUCAAGAAUUUUGCUUCAAAUGUCAGGUACAUUUUUAAUUAUUGCACAAAUUUUUCCAAAUAAAAUUCAAUGUUCUUCUAGCAAGUUGUUCAAACACGAGUGAAGCAUAAAUUCGGAUGUUGCUCAAUUCUAACUUUGCUUUUCGGACUCAUCAUAUUUGCUCCAAUUGCUCUCUUGUCUUGCUGUAAUUUUGUGAAAGACUCCCGACACUUUUGUCCAAAUUGUGAAACACUUUUAGCCACCAAAAAACGUUGA
Molecule: messenger RNA, 419 nt
Organism: Caenorhabditis angaria
Lineage: Eukaryota; Metazoa; Nematoda; Chromadorea; Rhabditida; Rhabditidae
Source: the annotation of a GenBank genome assembly